Molecule: messenger RNA, 1455 nt
Organism: Durusdinium trenchii
Lineage: Eukaryota; Dinophyceae; Suessiales; Symbiodiniaceae
Source: the annotation of a GenBank genome assembly
AUGGAACUCAUGACUUGUGUGAAGAAUACCUUCGUCGAAAUUGCAGAAGAGCCAGUGAAGCUUCGCCGAUGCAAAUCCCUUGGGUGCCUCCUUGAGGUUUCCAAGCCAAGUGAACUUGAAUCAAAGAUCCACAAACUCUCAACGAAGGCAGAGAUUUUGGACAGUCCACUUGCUCAAUUGACGCCAAUACCUCAAGGGACUCAAGUGCCUCAUACUCUGAGUGGCCCUGCUGUGUUGUCGGGUCACUGCGCUGCUGGCUCCACAUCCGCUGGUUCCACAUCCGCUGGUUCCAUGGUUUCCCAGCCUUCAGUUUUGCCCACAUCCACAGAUGCCCGCCAAGCGUCAAAUGAAGAGCUCGGCCUCACAGAAGCCUAUAGUUGCAGUUUGGCCAAUUGCGAGCCAGCUUAUGCACCAGUGAGCUGUGACCCAGCUUAUGGGGCCUACGCUCAUGUCUUUGCCUCUGCCACUCUACAUUCUGAGCAUUCUUGUGCACAAUGCAUGCUGCCUAGGCCUAGUAUGCCACAACCUUUGGAGGCACAUGCUUUCGCGCUGUCUGAUCAUUUACUUGGAUCUGCUGAGUGGGGCUAUCCUUCAUUGCCGAAUCCCCUGAAUUUGCCCUGUCCAGGCUAUCGCAAUGGAACCCCGCUUGCCACCCAUCCAGUGCAUCCGAAUCCAUGGCACGCCAAAGUGCAAUCUUUGGGUUGGGCAGGUUGGGCUCCUUGCAUCAUGGAGUCAGGUGGGAACUCUGCAGUUGCCGCUGCGGCAGAAGUGGCAACUGCUGCUUUAGCUUGGCAUUGGAAUACGCGCCACAGUGCCUACAAUGCCAGCACAAGAACUACCAGCUGUUCUGAGACAAGUGAAUCUCAGCCCAAAGACGCACACCUGCAGAUGACGAAUGAUUCCAACAGUUCUGAGUGCUUUGAUGAAGAGACGCGUUCAGAAGUAGUACCGCUUGAGCCGGUUCCCGUUUUGGUGCAGAAGCCAUCUCGGAGCCAACGAGCACAAAGCCGGCGCUGGUGCUGUAUCAACAUUCGCAUGCACUUCGACAGGACAUUCCACCCUGUCAGGAUGAUCAUCGGAAAAGGAGGUGACAACACGAGGCGCAUAGCCCUGCUCACUGGGGCAAAGGUGCGUGUUCGGGGACGGGGUUCUGGACACCUGGAACCUGCGACAGGCCAAGAAGCUCCUACUCCGUUGAUGGUGGUCGUUUCGUCUGACUCAGAGAAUACUGAAGGAUACUUUGCAGCUUUGAGCAUGAGCAUCGAGUUGCUUGAAGAAGUGCGAACUGCCUACGUCAAGAACUGCCAGUGGACUGGAACGAAAGCAAUGGCACCAGCCUUUGUUGCUGGCAGCAUGUGUGAUUUCACGAAGACAGAAAUACGACGCCCACGAAGCAGGAUUGUGGCAUUGCCAUGCCUGGAGUCCAAGUGCCUUCAAGCUUCAAAGUCUAGCUGA